This is a messenger RNA of Vigna unguiculata (cowpea), 2094 nucleotides long. RefSeq names its product UDP-glycosyltransferase 83A1-like. Lineage: Eukaryota; Viridiplantae; Streptophyta; Magnoliopsida; Fabales; Fabaceae. Gene Ontology annotation, molecular function: quercetin 3-O-glucosyltransferase activity; quercetin 7-O-glucosyltransferase activity. The record is from RefSeq and is a predicted model, not a curated record.
CGAUGUCAAUUCAUGAAAACUUUGAAAGCCAAGUUGGAGAAAGACUUUGUUCCACAGAGAAAAGUCUCAUGAAAAACUGUCACACCCUCUGAUAAAAUCCAUCUCAAACUCUUGGAUAUUUCAUCUUUCCAUCAAAGCAAUUUUGAAGCAAAUGGGUGUCCCUCACUUUCUUGUUCUACCAUAUCCGGUUCAAGGCCACGUGAACCCCCUUAUGCAGUUCUCUGAAGCUGUAAUCAAACACGGCUGCAAAAUCACUUUCGUGAACACUGAGUUCAUCCACAAACAAGCUAAUAACUCUGGUGAGGCGUUGGACAACCUUAAAGAACAAGGGAUGAGGUUUGUGACAAUCCCAGAUGGGUUGGAUCCAGAAGAUGACAGAAGUGACCAUCAGAAAGUUCUUGUAUCUAUCAAAACCAACAUGCCUGCUUUGCUUCCAAAGCUCGUACAAGAUAUCAAUGCUUUGGAUUCUGACAACAACAUCACCUGCGUAGUUGCUACAAUGAACAUGGGUUGGGCCUUGCAAGUUGCCCACAAAUUGGGAAUUAAAGCUGCUUUUCUUUGGACUGCAUCUGCAGUUUCCUUGGCAGCAUGCUAUUGCAUUCCUAGGCUCAUUGAAGAUGGAAUUAUCGACUCAGAAGGAGUUCAAAUCAAAAAACAAGAAAUUCAGCUUUCCCCAAAUAUGCCUGUGAUGGAUUCUGCAGACCUCCCAUGGGGUGGCGUUGCUAAGAUAUUCUUCUCUCACAUAGUUAAAGAGAUGAAAAACUUGGAGUUUGGAGAAUGGUGGCUUUGCAACACCACUUCUGAUCUUGAGCCUGGCGCAGUUACCAUAUCACCAAGGUUCCUCCCAAUCGGGCCAUUGAUGGAAAGUGACACCAACAAAAGCUCAUUCUGGGAAGAAGACACAACUUGCUUAACCUGGUUGGAUCAGCAGCAACCUCAAUCUGUUGUAUACGUUUCCUUUGGUAGUUUAGCAACGUUGGAACCAAACCAAUUCAAAGAACUAGCUCUAGGCCUUGAUCUCCUGAAAAGGCCUUUUCUUUGGGUUGUUCGUCCGAGCAGUGAUAAGAACAAGGUAAACAACGCAUACCCUGAUGAAUUCCAUGGAGGUAAAGGUAAAAUUGUGAAAUGGGCACCUCAGAAAAAGAUAUUGAACCACCCUGCCAUAGCUUGCUUCAUCAGUCACUGUGGUUGGAAUUCCACUUUGGAGAGUUUGUGCAGUGGCAUACCUUUCUUGUGUUGGCCAUUUUUCAGUGACCAAUUUUUUAACAGGUCGUAUAUUUGUGAUGUGUGGAAGGUUGGUCUGAGAUUAGAGAAGGAUGAAAAUGGAGUAAUAGUGAAGGGAGAGAUAAGGAAGAAGGUGGACCAAGUUCUUGAGGAUGGAGACAUAAAAGCAAGAUCACUGAAACUGAAGGAAUUGUUGGUGGUGGAUAACUCAGUUAAGGGUGGUCAAUCAUCAAAGAAUCUAGAAAAGUUUAUUAACUGGGCCAAGUAAUGGCACCUUCAGCAGCAACACUUUGGUUAAAAGUUUUCUUUGUCUGUUUUCUCUUUAUUUAGAGGCUUAAAUACAUUUUUUUUUGUCUUUAUUUUAGUAGUGUUUGUUGUGAAUGAUACUCAUUUUGACAGAAUGUUUAAAAUGGUCCUCAUUUUUUCAAUUCGUGUUUUAUUUGGUUUUUUUCUGUAAUGUCGUUUAAAUCAUUAACGAAGGAUUGUACAGGUGACACGAUUUGUAUCAGGGUGUGUUAUGUGUACUGUACAUACAAAUUGUCCACCUGUAUAAUGUUCUGUUAAUGAUUUAAACGGCGUUACAGAAAAUGACCAAAUAAAACAUGAAUUGCGAAAAUGAGGAUCAUUUUAAAUAUUCUGUAAAAAUGAUGAUCAUUUUAAACAUUCUGUCAAAAUGAGGACCAUUUUAAACAUUCUGUCAAAAUGAGGAUCAUCCGCAACAAACACUACGAAAAUGAGGACGAGAAAGAUAUUUAAGCCUUAUUUAUAUUUGAAAGGAAACUUGUGUAGUAUGUGUGCAACUAUUUCACUUUGUAGUAAUUUGUUCUAAAAUAAAAUAUAACGUUACAACUUGAAAUCUUGAUAAAUUGA